AUGGAGUCUGCUUUCAUUCGCUUCUUUAAUGUGCAAGAACUGGUCGAUCACCUAACACUAUACUACCUCGACCGCGCCGGAGUUUCGAGACUCAUGCAAACAAGUCGACAAAUGAACGCAAUCUGCACACCAAUACUCUACUUCCACGUCACCGCCUGCUUUGACGACAAUAAUAAGAACAUCUUUGGCUCUACCGAAUCGAUAAUGGCCUUAUCCAGGAAUGUUCACCACGUUCGACAAUUGGCUCUUCUAGGUCGCAACGAUAUCAUCUACUACGCCGAUUGCGUGAUUGCGUUCCUGGACCAACUCGACACACUACAGAACACCACGACCACCGCCACAAUUGAACAUUCACCGGCACUUUCUCGACCUACUUGGUUCGCACCACUUGAUCCCAAAAUAUACAUAGUAUUCCCUAUACCGCCGAUGACAAUGUUGACGAAACUGGACCUUAGGCUCUUCAUCUUGUCGCAGUACGAUGAGUACCAGGAGAUCUGCCAGGACCGCAGAACGACCCUCGCCCAAGCUUGCUGGAUUAUUAGUUCCAGCCCUAACCUUUUGGAUCUCAAGCUGACAUCGGUUUUUCUCAAGGAUCGCAGGGACGCUCAGCUCCUGAUGACAACGUUGUUCCGACUGCAGAGAUUGCGGGCGCUCUACCUCGGGUUUUUUCUGCCGAGUUUUACAACGCCAGGGCUGAUCCACAAAGUCGAGAUAUACCUCCUUUCCGCAUGUCCGCCGGCUCUUCGGAAGUUGACUCUCAAGUCAUACGUGGAAGGCGGGGAAGACGACUACAUGAUAGAGGACUUCUCGAAGGAUAAUGCCGAGGCCGAGUCGGGGACGCUGCCUCCAUGGGAGAAACUUGACGAAGAGUGCGGGUUGACGACGUCGACGAUGCCUCGGCGACAAGGCCCAUUUCUGGGAUUGAGAGACUUGCAUCUUGGCGAGGUGGGACGGAGCUUUUCGAGAGACGACCUUCAAUUGAUACUCCAACAGUGCCCGAAUCUCAUUACCCUCGAGAUGCCUAGACUAUCCCAGAUCAGCGACGUGCAGCAGCUUGCGGGAGAGAUUGUUCAGUGGUGCCCGAGAUUGAGUGACCUGUCCAACGAAUCUGAAUGUGGAGAUGAUAAAGUUCGGGGGCUAGUGGAUUGGGUCCUCAGAGCGCUACCCCCGCAGCAGGUCACAAGGUUCAUUUCGAACGGGGCACCGGUACCUGCUAUUCAAGGCUUGGACGAUGGAGGAUCCAUGUUCCAGCGACACUCGAGUACCUUGCGGGAGAUCUCGCUGAACGGUUACAAGAGAAUCGACAGCAUGAUGGUUCAAACAAUUUUGGUCGAGUGUGAGGCUCUGGAAUCUUUUAAAAUUCAUCUCCCGAAUUACGGCGAUCCUCUCCCGCUCUGUCUCCACCUGGAGGACGCUAUCGGGAUCCCGUGGGCCUGUACCAGGAUACAAGAGCUUCAACUGGCGAUUGCCAUUCCGGAGCGACCACUCAUUGUCCCUGUGGCCGGCACAUGGCCCUAUUACAUUCGACCACCACCAACCACACUCUCGGUAGAGGAGACACAGCAGUUCAAGGAUCUGGAGUUCUUUUACCGACAACUUGGCAAACUCACACAACUGCGGCGGUUAGAUCUCCGAGCCUACUAUUAUGACUCGACAGGCAAGCGUAACCCAUCGGGAGCCCCUUUCCCGGGAAUGCUGAAUCUCGGGAGCGAGAAGACGGGACAGCCAGGGUACUUGCAGCUGCUGGGAGGACUGACAAAGUUGAAGACGCUGGUUGGGUCGGUGGCAGCUAAUACCAGGGAGACAAUGCUGACGAUUGGGAUGGAUGAAGUGGUAUGGAUGGACAAGUAUUGGCCGGCACUGGAGAGGGCUGGGUUCUUUAUGAACCCGCCUACAUCCCGAAUCCCUUUCGUCUGGUUCCUGGAGCAGCGACGAAAGAGGGGACAGGAAUUGGAUCUUUUCUACAACUUUGGUACCCGGGAGAAGAAGAUCUGUCAGAGGCCGAGUACCGGCCCAAACCUGAUCACCAUUGUCGUCCCGCCCCCCUCCAUUCGAUCCAGCACAACCCUCAACAACUCAUACAAGAAACCCGUCCAGCGGCUCUGUCCAGCGUUGACAAACGUGGAAGGAGAUUUUUGCCGACAAAUCUGGAUGAACUACAAGCGCAAGUCCGGCGAGUCCCUCUCAUUACCAUUUCUCUUCAUUUGGCUGGCCGGAGACUUUCUCAACGUUGCCGGCGCUACCAUGGAUAACCUCCUCCUCACCAUGAGGAUUCUCGCCUGGUACUAUACUAUCGCAGAUAUCCUCUUGAUCGCACAAGUUUAUUACUAUCGGAGGACGUCAGUCCGGUCCAAAUUCGAGUCGGUCAUCGCCGCCAAUGCCCACCCUGAACACCAACAGCGACCUGCAUCCACCAAAUCGUCUUCUUCAUCAGCAUCUUCGGAGGAUGAUGAUAAUGAGCGCAAAUCGUUGUUGGGUGCUUCUUCGAAUGCGAUUGGCAUCAACUAUCUGACCGUCGCCGCCCCUGCAGUAGCUGGAUCUUUCGCUUCUUCAUCGGCCUCGGCAUCUUCUUUCUCUUCAGGAGGUGGGAUCUCGUUCUCUCAGGAACAGGAUCAGGAUUUGAGACAUCAACUGUCUCGGGACCGGAUCCGGUACCAUGCUGCUCAAGCUGCCAACGCCACCGCUGCAUCAAAUACCUCACACAAGACCUACCAGGACCAGGGAACUGACUCUCCACCACCAACCACAUCACACAACCAUCCCCGUCGCGCUUCAGAGGCAUGCUCAGCCCGCACCACCGCCUCGGAGCGAUUUAGGUUUCUGCAGAAGCGUCGUUCCGUCAGGCAAUGGAUUCUAAUCACUUUACCCAUCCUCGCGACCGCGUUCUUUAUCUGGUCCUAUGUCGAGUGGCGCAAUUGUGUCCUUGGCGAGAUUGGCGAUGGUGAUGGAACUCCUGGACCUGACAACGGGAAUGCGGAUGAGUGGUGGGGUUGGACACAGUGUGGACGUGGUCAUGGACAUGGCAAGUUGCCUCCUUCUCCCAGCACCCCCUCAGUAACACCUGAUGCCGACCUGCUGUCGUGGGAGAAGACCGGUACCCAGACCAUCGUCCACCUCACUGAGGCCCCAAUCCCUCCCACCCACCGCCGUCGCCACCGCCACCGUAACUCCGACAAGGACUCCUCCAAUCAAAACUCCAACACCUCCGACGACGGCGGCUGGCUAGCCCUCUUCUUCGGCUGGGGCAGUGCAGCCCUCUACCUCGGCUCCCGCAUCCCACAACUCUACAAGAACUGGCGUCUCAAGUCCUGUGAGGGUCUCUCGAUUAUGAUGUUCCUGUUCUCAGUAUUCGGAAACGCAUUCUUUGUGGCUAGUAUCUUUUUGAACUCGACAGAGAGGGGGUAUUUGAUCAGGAAUAUGCCCUGGUGGUUGGGGUCUACUGGUACUCUUGUCUUUGACUUCUCUAUCUUUACGCAGUUUUACCUGUACCAGGACAAUAGCCCGAUGAACGAUGCGCUGCAAAAGGCCGUUGCCACGGGCGAAUUGGACUCUGAGGCUACAGAAGCCCUCUUGGCCGCCUCUACUGAGGACGACGAAGUCAGAAAACACAACCAGAAGGUCUCCUCCGCCGUAUGA
Messenger RNA from Linnemannia hyalina, 3636 nucleotides. Lineage: Eukaryota; Fungi; Mortierellomycota; Mortierellomycetes; Mortierellales; Mortierellaceae. The record is from the annotation of a GenBank genome assembly.